Periconia digitata is the source of this 2372-nucleotide messenger RNA. The record is from the annotation of a GenBank genome assembly. Lineage: Eukaryota; Fungi; Ascomycota; Dothideomycetes; Pleosporales; Periconiaceae.
CCCGUGAUUAUGCAGUGCCAGCUGAGAAAGCCAUCAUGCAACGACCAAGGUUCUUGCGAUAUAAAUCCCCUACACCGUUGGAAUUCAGCAGCUACCUUCAGCAACCACGAACUCUCAACCACAGUCACCUCAACUUCUCCCAAUACUUAAAGCACCAGUCUAUCCAUAAUUAUCUUUCCGAAACCAAAUUCAUACGGGAUGGAUUCCAACCAGUCUGAAUCUCCUUCUCCCCGCCAGCCAUCGGCCGACGUCCACAGCCAAAUGGAGGAUGUCCCCCCCUCUCUAGAGGAGCAUGAUCCGUCAGUCUCUCAAGAGCCGGAAGAUCCUGGAGACCCUGAUGAUAUUGAGGGCUCUGAGCUAUAUGGAGGGGACGAAGAAGCUAACAACGAGGAUGACUCCGACGAGGACUACGUCGAUUCCAACACACAAUCAACGGCGACCGCUGGGCCUUCAAAAAAUGCUCCAGCUCCAGCUCCAGCUCUAGCUUCCCGACCGCGACCUCCUCCUCGGGAUCAGUGGGAUGAACAGUUCGAGUGGUUAAUGGUCACUCGAGAUAACAUCAAACCUAAUCCAUACGGAUCCACGUCCACAGAAACCGGCCCCCUCUCGUACCAGGCUGUUGCAAAGCUAUAUGUUGAGCGCUACGGUGGUAGGGCAUCGCUACAAGCUAUCUCCAAACGCCUAAACAACAAAAAUAACCUCCGAAAGUUCUACAAUAGCCACCCAGCCUAUCCUAGAAACGUUCAGUACUCGGGAGGCAGGCAAAUGAGCAACGCUACGCAGCAAGGGCAGAGCGGGACGCAACAUGCUGGCACGUCCGGUACAACUAUCGCGGGCCCUUCCACUAUCGGUUUCCCUGUCCCCAAUGCAUUUGCUGCCGCGACAAAUCCCUUCGCACCAGGUUCACAUGCGACAGGUCCAUAUGUCUCGAAUCACUAUACGGCAAAUCCCUACACGUCGAUCCCCUCUCUGUCAAAUUCUCAUGGAACGAAUGCGUUUUCAACGAACCCUUAUCCGCCGAACUUUUCUACGACAAACCCUCACGCAAACACCGUCGCGAUGAACCCCUUUGCGACAAUGGCAUAUUCGACGAAUCCCUAUGUGUCGCACCUUUCUACAGGGAACCCCUUUGUUACGAAUGCUGGUACUGCGAGCCCUUAUGCAAAUAACCCCUCCGCGACGACGAUCCCUUCUACAGCAAGCCCCUAUGCGACGAAUGCUUCUAUGACUGACCCUUUUGCGACAAAUCCAUAUGCAACCAAUUUUUUCGCUCUGAGUCCUUCCUCUACCGGGCCAUCUCGAGCAGGCCCAUCUGUCGCAGGGCUAUUUAUGGCAGGGCCAUCUAGUACCGGCUUAUCUAUCACAGGGUCAACGAUCACAGGGUCAACAAUCACAGGGUCAACGACUACAGGGUCAACAAUCACAGGGUCAAAAAUCAUGGGGUCAACGAUCAUAGGGGGAUCAAUCAUAGGGGGAUCAAUCACAGGAUCGUCUAUCACAGGGUCAUCUAUCACCGCACAAAAUGAUAAUGAUGGGCGUCAAGUUGAGACAGACCAAGAGCCGAACAGGAAGCGUUCACGCAAGAACAAUGGCGGCGGAAACAAGGAUGCCAAUGCUAGCAAGAUCGUGGAGACUAGCGCUCCUUCUAAUCCAGAUUCCAAGAUUAUGACCUGGUAUGGAGCUCAUCUGCAUUCCGGUUGGAACCACGGGGCCAUCUGGCUACCUCCCCGAGUCACCGUCGACGCACCAUACCUUCCACAGCAGCCGACUAACACUCCCUGGUAUGCCCGUGCAGAGGAACCUCCUGAAUCAACUUCAAAGGGGAACAAUGAGAGUGACGGAACUGCUGAUAAGAGCAGCUCGGACGAGGAACGCUCAAAUGAAGAAUCAGAGGAUGACGGUCCAAGCUCUAUGAUAUCGAAAAAGAAUGUGUUGAAGGAGACUGGAACGGCUUCGACUAGUCCUGCCGCUCCACCCCAUCGUCGACGCGUGCGUAUGAAUGUCUUACCGAUUAGACCUGACCCCCGCUCAACCGUCCAAUACGACAAUAGUAUUGAGCACAAUGCUGGGGAAAGCAGUACCUCGAAAAAUUCUGAUUCCGGGGAUGAAAAUGACGACUCCGAUGGUCAUAAACAAUAGGACGCGGAAUAAACGUUUCAAUCACAGUCUUAAGCGAUGUAAUUGAUGGGGCACUGGUGAUCGGGCCACUAGCACUGAAUGAUUGAACGAGGGGUCCCUUAUCCUCCAAAGCAUGGAAAAUAGGUGGGAUAUUUGGUUUUGAGGAAAGAUCUGGACAUAUGAGAGUUCUGCAGGACGCGAAUGGGUCACCAGGAUAUUGAAUAUAUAGGGGAUGAGGUAUGAAAACACUUUAC